AUGUCAGAAUUACCAAGUAGUAGCGAUGCAAACAACCAGAGUAUUUUAAAGGUUGGAAAGAAGACAGAGAAAACAGAAAAGACAGAAUCUGACAGUCAUCCAGUCAUCAUGGAAGAAGAGACUAGUUCUACCGAGGACAAUACUAUGGCCAAGACAGAAAAGGGGACAGAAACUGGUACAAGUGCUAUCAAUGAUGCUGAUACAGAAAUUAAAAGGCUGGAUGAAGAAAUAGUGAACGAAAUUUUAGAAUUGAAACUGAAAAUCUCCACUUUAGUUUCCAAUAUUCGUGAUACCAAAACUUUAUGUGAUAAGUAUGACAACCAAAAUCAAUAUUUGCAAGAUUAUGUAGGUAGUUUAAUGAAAAGUGGUGAAAUAAAAUGA
Debaryomyces tyrocola is the source of this 381-nucleotide messenger RNA. NCBI's taxonomy places the organism in Eukaryota, Fungi, Ascomycota, Pichiomycetes, Serinales, Debaryomycetaceae. The record is from the annotation of a GenBank genome assembly.